Morone saxatilis (striped sea-bass) is the source of this 1625-nucleotide messenger RNA. It is a transcript of the gene cetn2, whose product is annotated as centrin, EF-hand protein, 2. The transcript is spliced from 5 exons. The record is from RefSeq and is a predicted model, not a curated record. The coding region runs from base 300 to 824 and encodes 174 amino acids. Gene Ontology annotation, molecular function: calcium ion binding. NCBI's taxonomy places the organism in Eukaryota, Metazoa, Chordata, Actinopteri, Moronidae. Gene Ontology annotation, biological process: nucleotide-excision repair; centriole replication; mitotic cell cycle. Gene Ontology annotation, cellular component: centriole; centrosome.
CAGCAGCUGAGCAGCGAAAGCUGUGCAUGCUCUUAGCUAGAAAACGUUCAUUUUCUGCACAUUUCAGCGGCUAUUCCUGCCAAAUAAAUAGACUGUUUUGAGGCAUACGAGACUAUCUUUCAUUCAGGGUGAUUCAAUGAUUAAUGCGAGGAACUGAUGUAAAGUGUAAACCGUUGCACCGUCUCCUCCUCCUCCUCCCUAAAUGAUAGGGAGGCUUCAUAGCAGAGGAAAACAGGGGAAAACAUUGAUUGCUUAACAGCUCUGCAGUUCCUUUUUAUCAAUCAAAUAUACAGCAACAGAUGGCGACCAGUGCCAAGAGACCAUCCCUGCAGGGUCCUGUGCCACCUCCUCGCAAGAAGACAACCCCCAAACCAGAGCUGACCGAGGAGCAGAAGCAGGAGAUCAGGGAGGCCUUUGAGCUGUUUGACACCGAUGGAUCCGGAUUCAUCGAUGUCAAGGAGCUCAAGGUUGCGAUGAGAGCUCUGGGCUUUGAACCGAAGAAGGAGGAGAUCAAGAAGAUGAUUGGUGAGGUGGACAAGGACGGCAUAGGAAAAAUCUCCUUUGCUGACUUCCUCGCUGUCAUGACACAGAAAAUGGCUGAGAAGGACUCCAAAGAGGAGAUCCUGAAAGCUUUCCGCCUCUUUGAUGAUGACGAGACAGGCAAGAUCUCAUUCAAGAAUCUGAAGAGGGUAGCCAAAGAGCUGGGAGAGAACCUCACAGAUGAAGAGCUGCAGGAGAUGAUAGAUGAAGCAGACAGGGAUGGAGAUGGAGAAGUGAACCAGCAGGAGUUCCUGCGUAUUAUGAAGAAAACCUGCUUGUACUGAAGGAAGUGCAUGACAUAAUGGUUGGUGACGUGGAGGGGACCAGUGGUGGUUUUACAUGUAAUGCCGCUCAUAUAUCUACUUGUAUCUCAAAAUGUCCCUUAAUAAUGUGUUGUGCCAUACAUUUUCACUUACAAUGAGGUUUAACUGUCACAUACUACACUGAGAGGACACCGUUUAAGACUUGAGCACAAAGUCUGGUCAAAUGCCAAAUUAUCCUCCUUUUUAUUUACUUGAUAAUCUUCAUCACAUUUGCCAAAAACAGAAGAGAAAACUCUCCUUGUUGUUUGGAAUGCUGCAUACUUUUAUGAAGAAUACACUCAUGAUAUUAAUGAUAAUAUAUAGGUUAUUUGUUUCCAAGAAAAUUCUCAGUGCCUAAGUCAAUAUGGUGACAAGUACAUUCCAAUGCUUUGAUUAAUAAUACAGUUUGCGCGUCAUUCACCUUGUAGAUUGUUUGGUUUAUACUGGUAACUCCAGUGUUUCAUGUUUUUGGCUUUUGUAUGCUGGUUUUCCAGAGAAAUACAAUGUGAGCAGUUGGUUAACCGCUGAUGAUUGGGGAGCGCUGUCUCAUCUCAGUGCUACCUGUGGAUUUGUGCCUGUGCCUCUUUAAAGGGGGUGAUCAACACAAUCAGGGAAGCUGCCCGACCUCUCUCACCUGCACACCUUCCCGCUAUCUUUAAAAUCUGAUUGAUUGUGUAUGUAUUUUUCUCGUAGCAUUGAGUAUUUAUCCCUCUGUAUUCUUGAAUGUUUUGUAUAAUACAUAGUGACUUUAAUGAGUAGACAUACAGCAUAUAAGUGUUUAAG